CCCCGUGAGCGAGGUCGUGCCCCGGAAGUGAAGGGGCCAUGUUGCUGGGUGACCCCGAGAGAGGUAUUGGGAGAGUGGCGACUCCUGAGCAGAGGUAGCGCGUGGCCCGCGGAGUGUGACGCUUAGUCCUUGUCAGUCCCCCAUGGCCCCGUGGAGCCGAGAGGCGGUGCUGAGUCUGUACCGGGCUCUGCUGCGCCAAGGCCGAGAGCUUCGCUACACUGAUCGAGACUUCUACUUUGCUUCCAUCCGCCGUGAAUUCAGGAAAAAUCAGAAACUUGAGGACCUGGAGGCUCGGGAGAAGCAGCUGGAGAAGGGCCUGGUCUUCCUCCAUAGCAAACUAGGAGGCCUGAUUUAGGAUCCU
Molecule: messenger RNA, 361 nt
Organism: Psammomys obesus (fat sand rat)
Lineage: Eukaryota; Metazoa; Chordata; Mammalia; Rodentia; Muridae
Product: MIEF1 upstream open reading frame protein
Exons: 2
Coding region: 143-355 (70 amino acids)
Source: RefSeq, a predicted model, not a curated record